Molecule: messenger RNA, 672 nt
Organism: Lathyrus oleraceus (garden pea)
Lineage: Eukaryota; Viridiplantae; Streptophyta; Magnoliopsida; Fabales; Fabaceae
Exons: 3
Coding region: 1-672 (223 amino acids)
Molecular function (GO): nucleic acid binding
Source: RefSeq, a predicted model, not a curated record
AUGGGAGGCCCUAAAAUCAAUUUUCCAUUGCAAAAGUUCACUGAGAUUUACAUUGUUAUAAUUGUAAAACUUCAUGGUAUUCCAUCAAGUAUUCUGUUGGAUAGAGAUCUGAGGUUCACUUCCAGAUUUUGGGAGAGCUUACAUGAAGCUUUGGGUAUUAAGUUGAGGUUAAGUUCUGCUUGUCAUCCACAUACUGAUGGUCAAAAUAUGGAGACUAUCCACUAUCAUUCGAGCAUUGGAAUGAAACUGUUUGAAGCAUUGUAUGGGAGGAGGUAUUGGACUCCUCUAUGUUGGUAUGAGUCUAGAAAGAGUGUUGUUCCUGGACCAGAGAUUGUCCAACAAACUACAGAGAAAGUGAAGAUGGUCCAAGAGAAGAUGGUCCAAGAGAAGAUGGAGAUUUUCCAUAGGAUUGGAGUUGUCGCUUAUAGGGUGGCCUUGCCACCGUCUCUUUCGAAUCUUCAUGAAGUUUUCAAUGUGUCUCAUCUUCGGAAGUAUAUUCCUUAUAUGUUGUAUAUUAUCCAGAUGGACGAUGUGCAAGUGAGAGGGAAUCUGAUUGUGGAAGCAUUGCCCAUAAGGAUUGAGGAUCAAGAAGUUAAGCAACUUAGAGGAAAAGAGAUUGCUUUAGUGAAGGUGGUCUGGGGAGGACCUACUGGGGGGAGUCUAACUUGGUAA